Molecule: messenger RNA, 729 nt
Organism: Plasmodium berghei ANKA
Lineage: Eukaryota; Apicomplexa; Aconoidasida; Haemosporida; Plasmodiidae
Product: fam-b protein
Exons: 2
Coding region: 1-729 (242 amino acids)
Source: RefSeq, a predicted model, not a curated record
AUGAGAAUCAGCAUUUUAAAAUUUGUUUUUUUUUCAAUUAUUAUUUGUUCUUUUGAAUAUGUCAAAAAUGAACUAUACUUUGUAAACGAUAGAGGGAUAUACCUUGAAAGGGAUGUAAUAAACUUCAAAAAUAAUAAGAUAUUAGCAGAUGUAGAUAACCAAUUUGAUUUUAAUGAAUUUUAUGAAUCAACUUUGAGUCUCGCAAGCCAACUUGGUGAUUGUAUUGAAGGUAACAAAGAAAUAGCAUACCUCCAAAGUAUUAUAGACUCACAUAUAAAGAAGCAUAAAGAAAAUAAUACAUUACCCGAUUUAAAUAAUGUAGAUAAGAAAACUAAAAAGUUAAUUGAUCAACUUCGAAAAGAAUUAGAAGAAAUAAAAAAAGAGCUUAAUAAUAAAAGGAGUAGUGAAGUAGAAAUACAACCGAUAAAAGAUAAAAUAAUAACAAAAAAAAAUAAAAAUAAUUCUGUAUCAGAACAAGAAGACUUUAAACAAUUGGAAAAUUCUGAAAAUACUAAAAUUGCAUCAAGUAAUAAUUAUAAGAAAUUCAAAAUUAAUCGAAAGUUAAAAGAUAAAACAACACUUGUGAUCUUGGGAAUGUUUAUAUUAUCUAUUAUUUUGGUAAUAUCAUUAGGAACGAAUUACUUAGCAAUACUACUUAUACCGUGUGCGGCUUUAAUAAUUGAUAAAUAUUGGAAAUCCUUUAAAAAAUUAAAAAAAUCAAAAAUAUAA